AUGACACCAGACGCAGACAGUCUUCUGUUUAUGAAGAAAAACCAUAAAAAACUUAUGUUUGUACUCGGAUGCCUUUUUUUCAAAAUGAAUUCAGUGAAGUUCAUGUUCGCAACUCUUUUAUUAACUGCUGUUGUGGAAAUUACAGAAGAACAACAAGAAAAUCGGUUACUCGCAUAUGCCAGCCAUAAUUUCGCACCACUCGCUCUGAUUAGAGAACCUACGAGUAAUUCAUCGUUCAGACUAGCUAUACCUCACAAAAGUGACAGCAAUGAGCGUCUAGUCAGCUACUAUUACGAAAAGGACGAAGAAUUCGUCGCAAUGUGUCCAGCAGAGUUCGAUCACGAAUUAUCGAUUCAAACAGAAUGGAGAAAAAAUAAAGGGAAAGAAAACGACGUAAUUUUUUUCAAAAGGGAACACAUCCUGGAUUGCAGUCACCAAACCAAAGUUCAACCUUCUGUUACAAAACUUAGAAAAUCCAAAGAACAAAAUAUUGCUAUAUCUUGUGGAAGGAACGAAGCAGAAGGUUCUAUUUAUGGAGUAGGAUUUCCAGCAUGGAACGAAAUCAAAGAGGAAAUUGUAUUUAUUACUAUAUACCAAAUAUGCUAUUCAGAAAAAACUGGGAUGAUUUACUCAAAUCAUCAGAUACUAUCACCUAGCCUAGUGAGGUUUCGUGAUUACUACGAACCUAAUUUGAAAUUCUCUUCGUUUUUAGAUAAAGACGAAAAGAAAUCGAAUCAGUUGAACAACAAACUGCUGUAUCAAUUUGUAACUUCGUAUGAUAUGCCAACGUAUAACUGGGAACUGACAACUCUGUUUCCUUUCAACAUAAUUCCCAUUGAAAAUACAGACAUUCUCAAAUAUCUCACUAAUAUUGAUAAUUAUAUUCGUUUUUUUAGCUUGAUGAAAAAUCAAUCGUUAACAUUAUAUUCCGGAAUUCACAUCGAUUGGCCGGCAAACUCUAUAUGGAGAGUGGUCAUGGACUAUUCUGAAACUCAAGCUAUAGUAAUCGUAACUCAAAUUGCUGUGCGCCAACAGCUAAAAUCGAUAUGUACAGACGAAGAAAUAAUUUUGUUCUGGAAAAACAGCAUUUGUGUGUAUACUUGCCUUCUGAAUGAAGUAGUAAGCAAAACGCUUCAUCUACCACAAUUUAGAGAAACUACUGAACUGGAUUUAAAAAUCCCUAAGACUUCAACACAAGACGAAGGAUCCUCAAAUACUCAGUUCAUGGUUAAAGAAGCGAAUUUAGCUGACUUUGUAAAAUCAAAAACUAACAUUGAUGUAUUGCUGGAAUCGUAUAAUCGCGAACUUGGGGCUUCGGUACGUGCUGAAUAUGAGCUACGUAAUAGUGCAGGUGCUAGUCCUAAUAAUGAUGACGUUGAUGAUAAUCGUCGUGAUGAAUUUGAAGGGUAA
Molecule: messenger RNA, 1410 nt
Organism: Planococcus citri (citrus mealybug)
Lineage: Eukaryota; Metazoa; Arthropoda; Insecta; Hemiptera; Pseudococcidae
Exons: 6
Coding region: 1-1410 (469 amino acids)
Source: RefSeq, a predicted model, not a curated record